AAGACAUCUCGCCUCUUUCCGCACUUACAUAAACAACCCUUUCAACCCAAAUCCAAAUCCAACCCUAAUCAAACCACCAUCCCCAACCCGCCAAAAUGGUUUCCGUCCGAUCAAUCCUCACCAGCGCCCUCAGCGCCGCCUCCCUCUCAUCCGCGUACAUCACGGGCGUAACGGCGCCGGACAGCGCGAAAGCCGGAACAACAGUAACAGCGACGUUAACAGCCUCGAUCUACAUCCAGAACUGGAGCGACUUCGGCAUCGUCUGGGGCAUCGCGCCGGCGCGCAUCAACUGCGGGGACGUCGUGUGCGUGGGCCAGCAGAUCGCCUACACGAACCUGUACCCGGACAACCAGCCGAAGCCGGGCAAGUUCAACAUCGACGUCGCACUCCCCUCUACCCUGAGCGCCGGCGACUACCAGCUCGUCGCCGCCGUGCCGUAUCUCGUUGGCGCGUCCGGCCUAGUCAGCAUCCAGAGCCACACGGCCAACAUCACCAUCACCGCAUAAGCAAUCAGCGGGCGGGCGAUGUGUCGAGCUAGCUA
Molecule: messenger RNA, 541 nt
Organism: Annulohypoxylon maeteangense
Lineage: Eukaryota; Fungi; Ascomycota; Sordariomycetes; Xylariales; Hypoxylaceae
Exons: 2
Coding region: 96-506 (136 amino acids)
Source: RefSeq, a predicted model, not a curated record